GUUAUUUAGAAAUAUGCAUGUAUUAUAUACUGUGCUAAGAUAUCUUAUCUGUGACGUAACUAUCGAUAUCUCUCUUCAGUUUGACUAUAAGUAAUCAUAUGAUCCCAGUGGUACGCUCGCGCAUCGCAGUUAACGUGCAAUUUCUCUGCAAAGCACGUUUCGGUACUGUCAAGUCACCAACCUUAGCGUCGUUAGCGAUGUCCGAGCCGGUAGUAACGGUGAAACAAGGCAAAUUACGCGGCGCGGUGCUAAAAAGUGUUCUCGGCUCUUCGUACGUCGCCUUCAAGGGGAUCCCGUUUGCCGCUCCGCCCGUCGGUGAUCUUCGAUUUAAGGAUCCGCAACCACCCGCGCCAUGGACCGGUACCAAGGACACUACGGAAGUGCUCGGUUAUUCGUGCCUCCAAUUAGACGAACUUCCGCCGUACAGCCCUAUCGGCAACGAGGACUGCCUUUAUUUGAACGUUUAUACAAAUUCCCUGACUCAAUCGCCGAAAGCAAUCAUGUUUUGGAUUCACGGAGGCGCGUUUUUAGUAGGAAGCUCGAGUUUCGAGUUGUUUAAACCCGAUUAUCUUCUCGCGAAGGACGUCGUCGUUGUCACGACUAACUACAGGCUCGGCGCAUUCGGAUUUUUUAAUCUGGGUCAUAAAGUCGCCCCCGGGAAUCAAGCUUUGAAAGACCUGAUCGCUGCUUUGGAAUGGGUUAAGGAAAAUAUAGCCAAAUUCGGCGGUGAUCCAGGCAACGUAACUAUUUUUGGUGCUAGUGCUGGAGGAGCGUUAUCUCAUGCCUUGAUUGCAUCGCCGCGUGCGAAAGGCCUCUUCCAUAAAGCGAUUCUGCAGAGCGGAACAUUGAACUGUACUUGGGGCAUGAAUCAAUGUCGACCAGAACGUUGUUUCAAACUCGCGUCGCUCCUUGGAAAGGAAUCCACCGAUCCUAUAGAAGUUGUCGAAUUUCUGCGGACGGUGUCCGCUGAGGACAUCGUCAAAGCUCAGGCCAACAUCUUAACACCGCAGGAAACGGCGUCUUACAAUUUAGCUUUCGGAGUGAACAGCGAUCCGGUAGCGGAGAAUCCAGUUUUGCCAGAACCGAUAGAACAAGUGGUUGCCGAAGGCGCGGAUGUUCCUGUGAUGAUUGGUUCUACAUCGCAUGAAUUCAUUAUGUUCUUCAAGGAUAAAAGCCCGAAAGCGAUGGCUAUGCACAAUCAAUUCCUACCACGGCACGUGGAAAAUCUGGCAAUGUUGAAAAAUUUAGAUCAGUCUCAGUCAGAAAAAUUAUUGGCUGCGGCGAAGGAUCGGUAUUUCGAUAAUAAACCGAUCGGAGAAGAAAAUAUACUAGGCCUUGUAGAGUUUAUAACCGACCUUUACUUCGGCAUACCUGCAGCGGUGUUGAUAGAGGACCGUGUGAAAAAAGCACGCGCGCCUAAUUAUCUUUACAAAUACUCAUACGUCGGUAACGAGAAAACGGCUACCGAUAUUCUAGUGGAUCGUCUUGUUUCCGGAGCGUCUCAUGUAGACGAAGUAGCGUAUUUGUUCUAUUUGCCGCGUUGCAAAACCGAAAAUCCGGAUCCGCCGGCGCUUGGAACGAAGGACAGAAUUACCAUGGAACGAAUGACUAGAUUGUGGACGAAUUUUGCAAAGACUGGGAAUCCCACUUCGUGUCAGGAUGAAUUUGUUAACGUCACUUGGAAGCCUGUCACGAAAGACGAACUGAAUUAUUUAGACAUUGGCGAUGAAUUAAAAUUACAGCCCCUUCCCCAACACCUUUUAUCGUCCAAACCUUGAGAGAAACUUAAUAUAUACAUAUAUAUAUAACAUAUAUAUAUAUAUAUUAUAUAUGUAUACAUAUACACAUACAAAUAUGUAACUGAAAUUAACGUAAGAAUACAGGAACGUGAGUGUUUUUAUUUCA
Ceratina calcarata is the source of this 1905-nucleotide messenger RNA. Its product is annotated as esterase FE4. The record is from RefSeq and is a predicted model, not a curated record. NCBI's taxonomy places the organism in Eukaryota, Metazoa, Arthropoda, Insecta, Hymenoptera, Apidae. The coding region runs from base 99 to 1778 and encodes 559 amino acids. The transcript is spliced from 8 exons.